AUGGGUGUACCCUUCGAGGCCCUGCUUCCCUAUGGGAUUAUCAUGGGCAUGUUUGGUGUGACUGGUUACGGUCUUCACUAUGUCAAGCGCUUUGCCAAUGACGGCAAGAAGGCGCGCUGGAACCGUGACCUGUGGGAUAGAGUAACAAAUGAUGGAGAGAGACCAGCGCAUCACAGGCUCAUUCCGCGGGCAGUCCAGCAACCACCAAGCGCCCACCGGAUUCGAAGUCAGCAACCCAUGGAAGAUCGAGAGUCGGAUCUUCUAGUUUCAAAAAUUGCAGCCUCUUUUCCUUUACGUUCAAUGUCUGCGCCUUCCUUACACCGUGAUCAUACAUAUCCACUGCAAUUUCUCUAG
Penicillium concentricum is the source of this 354-nucleotide messenger RNA. RefSeq names its product NADH dehydrogenase [ubiquinone] 1 alpha subcomplex subunit 1. The record is from RefSeq and is a predicted model, not a curated record. NCBI's taxonomy places the organism in Eukaryota, Fungi, Ascomycota, Eurotiomycetes, Eurotiales, Aspergillaceae. Bases 1 to 354 code for a protein of 117 amino acids. The transcript has 5 exons.